This is a messenger RNA of Striga asiatica, 1342 nucleotides long. The record is from the annotation of a GenBank genome assembly. NCBI's taxonomy places the organism in Eukaryota, Viridiplantae, Streptophyta, Magnoliopsida, Lamiales, Orobanchaceae.
AAAAAAUGCUAACUUGAACCUAACCCAGGUCAGAAUCUAACCAUGUGUGGGAGACCCCAGUUUGGUUUUAUUUAAAGAGACUGAAAAUUAUGGAAUUGGCCAUCAUAUUCAUACCCCAUUGGCCCAUCAAUUUCAUACCCCCCACCCCCAACCAGCCCCCCUAGGAUUAACUUCUUUAUGCAGAUCAACAGUUUUAAGACCAUUCAACAAUCAUGGUUUUCUUGAAUUGAUUAAGUAAUCAUUCAUCAAGAAGAAAGCAAGCAUGAAGAGACUUGGCAGCUCUGAUUCCUUGGGUGCCUUGAUGUCCAUCUGUCCCAAUUCAACAGAGGAGCAGCAUAACAGGCGGGGGAAUAAUCCCAUGUACGCGAUGAUGGAGGGUUACGAUGAGGAGCAGUGUAUGGACCAGGAAUCCUGCCAGCUGGCAGGAUCGGAGAAGAAAAGGAGGCUGAGCGUUGACCAGGUCAAAGCCCUGGAGAAGAACUUCGAGGUGGAGAACAAGCUGGAGCCGGAGAGGAAGGUGAGGCUGGCGCAGGAGCUCGGCCUUCAGCCGCGCCAGGUGGCCGUCUGGUUCCAGAACCGCCGCGCGCGGUGGAAGACUAAGCAGCUCGAGAGGGAUUACGGGCUUCUCAAGGCCAAUUACGAUGGGCUUAAGCUCAAUUUCGAGAAGCUGCAGCGUGAUAAUGAAGCUCUACUCAAAGAGAUUCGAGAGCUGAAAUCGAAGAUAAACGAAGAAGACGGUCCCAACAACUCAGAAAGCAAACAGUCGGAGAAAGAAGAUGAACUAAUGUCCGACUCGGAGGAGAAAAGCGAGCCCCAAGCUCCGAUCAUCCCCAAACCGGACAAAGAUUCCGACUCAGAAAACCUCAACAACGACGGCGACAAAGAGCAAGAAGCCCCGCUGAUUCCGGGCCACGACCCGUCGGGUUUCGCCGGCGAUUCAAAAGACGGGUCAUCAGACAGCGACAAUUCAAGCGCAAUCCUAAACGAGGAUAACAACAAUCGGAACAGUAGCAGCCCACGCCAGCACCAGUUCUUGGAAAUCGACGGCCAUCCGAAUUUUAUUAAUCAUAAUUCGGACAAUUUCCAAUUCCAAGAACAACCCAAAACGGCGAUUUUCGGCGGGAAAAACAUUAUCGGUGACGGCGCUCAUCAGUAUAAUCAUCAUCAGCAGCAGCAGUUUGUGAAAAUCGAAGAGCACAAUUUUUUCGGCGAGGAAUCUUGCAGCACUUUCUUUUCCGACGACCAGCCUCCCAGCCUCCAUUGGUACGAGUGGAACUGAAUUACCAACAAAAAAAACUGCAAAAAAAAAAAUCAAAAUAAUCCGAGGGCCUUGAGAGUUGAG